CCUCGGGUCAAUGCCACAAGGUUAUGCAAACAAAAAAAAUUGGCGUGUUUGCUGGUGAAACGCUGUAAAAAUGGAGUCAGCCGUGCCUUUUGUGAGCGGUUUACUCGCCAACCUGACCCUACAGUCCACCCUGGUUCUCGUCCUGGCCUUCCUGACGACCUACUGGCUCCUGGGCGCAGGUGGUCGGCAGAAGAACCUUCCGCCGGGCCCGAGAGGCCUGCCCCUGCUCGGCAACCUCCUCAGCUUCCGCCCGAGCCGCUUGUUGUCCAACCUGGCGGCAUGGCGGCAGCAGUACGGGGAUGUUUUCUGUGUGAGGAUCGCCAACAGGCUGGCUGUCGUGCUCAAUGGACACAAGGCUAUCCAGGACGCGCUCGUCAAGCAACCUGAAGUAUUUUCCAACCGCCCUCCCGCAGUCGUCGAUUCAGCCAAUGACCAAGGAGUUGUCAUGGCCCAGUACGGGGAAGGUUGGAAGGUGAAACGCCGACUAGGUCUGACCGCUCUCCGUCAGUUCGGUAUGGGCAAACGAAGUCUGGAGGGUAAAAUCACAGAGGAGGCUCGCGCCGUGUGCGACAUCCUUGCGGAAAAAGAUGGCGCUGCAACGGACAUAUCUCUUCUUUUGUCCAACGGCGUAUCUAACGUUAUCUGUUCCAUGUCGUUCGGUGAGCGAUUCGAAUAUAAUGACACGGAGUUCCAGAGGCUCAUGCGACUGAUGUCAGAGUUAGUUACGGGAUCUGCCAUUUCCCGGUUUAACCCCUACGUACGCAAGUUGCCAUUUAUCAAAAAGGGAGUGGAGAGUCGAAUGAAAAUGGCCAAAGAGAUCACUGAAUUCAUCAAAGCAAAAAUCAAAGAACACAAAGACACUUUCGAUCCAGCCGACAUCCGGGACAUUAUCGACGUGUAUUUGAUGGAGACCCAGCAGCAGAUCCCGGAUGACGGGGACCGUACCAUUACAGAAAUGGGGAUGAUCAACACGAUGAGAGAUCUAUUUAUCGCCGGAGCAGAAACUACGGCUACGACCUUGAAGUGGGGUCUGCUGUAUCUGGCGCGCCACCUGGAGGUUCAGCGAAAAGUGCAGGAUGAGAUCGACCAAGAGUUUGGCUCCAGCCCCCCAACGUUGUCUCAGCGAGGAAAGCUGCCCUAUACCGAGGCCACCAUACUAGAAAUCCAGCGGAUCCGACCUAUCGUACCGCUCAGUGUUCCUCAUACCACCUCUGCUGCCACGGUGCUGCACGGCUUCGACAUCCCGGCCAACACUUUCGUCAUCCCGAACCUGUGGUCCGCCAUGAUGGAUCCGACAGUGGCGCCUGACCCUGAGACCUUCAACCCGGACAGGUUUCUGGACGAAGAUGGAACUCAUGUGCGUCCCGAGUGGUUCAUUCCAUUCUCGCUAGGGCGGCGUCAGUGCCUUGGUGAGCAAUUAGCCAAGAUGGAACUUUUCAUCUUUCUGACAACCUUGCUGCAGCACUUCACAUUCAAAUUGCCAGACGGCGCCCCUGCACCAUCAAUGGACGGCUCCUUGGGUGUUGUUCUUGCGCCAGACCCCUACCAGAUUUGCGCCAUUCAAAGAGAUAAUUAGAACCCAGCGCUGAUUCAUUUCAAGUUAUUAUUAGAUUACAAAAAAACAAUAUUUUGUUGAUAACUAGCGAGGUCAAAGUCUGGCUAUUCGGUACAGUGUCGUCACUUGUACACUAAUAACAGGUGCAGAAUUGACGUAUCUAAUAAGGAGGAAUAAACAAAGUAAACACUUAUUACUUUUUAAAAUUAACUUUGACUUUAUUCAUAUUGUAGACGAUACAAUACAUGUGGGUCACAGGCAGCGAUUGACGGUGUUGUGACCUACACAUUAACACAUACAGAACAUUGAUACAUCAAGUGCUAGCAAUGAAUAGAUACUGUCUAAAAUUACUUUUUUUCCCUAUUUCAUGAAACCAUAUUAAUCCUAUUACAUUAUAUAUGUAUGUAGCCAUCCAUGGUUAACCGAGUUACUGAGCUAGUGUUUGUAAGUGUACACAUGUAGGUGUAGUUUUCAGUGAGUUUUGAUGUUUACGAAGGCCAUUGUCGUCUUUUCUCAGUGUGACAGUGUGACAGAGCGUGCACGCCAAUGGGAAGGGUCUUCUUCGGACGGAAAGUGAAGCCGCGCUCUUCUAGUCAUUGUGCUUGUCGAUAAAGGCCAUAAAGAGAAAUUCACGG
This is a messenger RNA of Branchiostoma floridae (Florida lancelet), 2190 nucleotides long. Its product is annotated as cytochrome P450 2B4-like. Gene Ontology annotation, molecular function: iron ion binding; heme binding; oxidoreductase activity, acting on paired donors, with incorporation or reduction of molecular oxygen, reduced flavin or flavoprotein as one donor, and incorporation of one atom of oxygen. Lineage: Eukaryota; Metazoa; Chordata; Leptocardii; Amphioxiformes; Branchiostomatidae. The coding region runs from base 71 to 1576 and encodes 501 amino acids. Gene Ontology annotation, cellular component: cytoplasm; intracellular membrane-bounded organelle. The record is from RefSeq and is a predicted model, not a curated record. Gene Ontology annotation, biological process: xenobiotic metabolic process. The transcript has 4 exons.